AUGGCCACCAAGAUCUCAUUCUUCCUCUCGUCCCUUGCAAUCUUAGCAGCUCUGCAACUGUCAUCAGCAGUCGACUACUCCGUCACAAACCGGGCAGCAGCCACCCCCGGCGGUGUUAAGUUCAAUAACGUCAUUGGAGCGGCAUACACCACUCAAACUCUCCGUUCCGCCACAAGCUUCAUAUGGACCACAUUCCAACAAAAUACUGCUGCUGACAAAAAGAACGUAGCACGAGUAAACGUGUUCAUUGAUGACAUGGAUGGUGUUGCCUACACUUCUGGCAAUGAGAUCCAUGUCAGCGCGAGGUACAUUCAGGGUUAUUCCGGUGAUGUCAAGAAAGAGAUUACCGGAGUACUCUACCACGAGAUGACUCAUGUAUGGCAAUGGAAUGGAAACGGUCAAGCUCCGGGAGGAUUGAUAGAGGGAAUUGCGGAUUACGUGAGGCUGAAGGCUGGGUAUGCUCCUAGCCAUUGGGUUCAGCCACGGCAAGGUAACAAAUGGGACCAAGGGUACGAUGUGACAGCUCGGUUUCUAGACUAUUGUAAUGGUCGGAGAAGUGGGUUCGUGGCUGAUCUCAAUAAGAAGAUGAGGAACGGCUAUAACGACGGUUAUUUCGUGGACUUGCUAGGGAAGACGGUUGCUCAACUGUGGGCUGAAUACAAAGCUUAA
Molecule: messenger RNA, 669 nt
Organism: Lactuca virosa
Lineage: Eukaryota; Viridiplantae; Streptophyta; Magnoliopsida; Asterales; Asteraceae
Source: the annotation of a GenBank genome assembly